This is a messenger RNA of Aspergillus homomorphus CBS 101889, 3113 nucleotides long. Its product is annotated as putative aminotransferase, classes I and II. Gene Ontology annotation, biological process: biosynthetic process. The transcript is spliced from 5 exons. Lineage: Eukaryota; Fungi; Ascomycota; Eurotiomycetes; Eurotiales; Aspergillaceae. Gene Ontology annotation, molecular function: pyridoxal phosphate binding. The record is from RefSeq and is a predicted model, not a curated record. The coding region runs from base 349 to 3066 and encodes 905 amino acids.
GCCGCCUUUUCUAUUUUUUAUUUUUUUCUCUUCGCUCUCAUCGUCUACUGUAUUUCUGUGAACAAAUUAUUUCUUAUAUUAUACUAUUAUUCCCUCCCUCCUUCGCUACACCCCUCUUUCCUCUCUUUCCUUUUCUUCUUCAUUCUCCUACCCAUCAUCUCCACACCGUCUAGGGAUCCUAGGGAAACCCCAGACUGGUACUUUGGUCUCAAUUUCAUUGCCUCCUACUUCCGUGCCUCUUUCUAAAUACACAGGUUGAGAAAGCGCCACCGAUUCUGUCUAUCGACCCUUGUAUAUAUAGUCCGUCCAUAUAUAACGCUAGGCCCCUCUCUUGCCAAGCAGUCCAUCAUGUCUUUCUCCGGCCGUCGUGUGAGCAUCCUGCGUCCCGGAAACCGUCGGUUUUCGCUGGGCAAGGAACUGUCCGAGAACGAACUCCGAUCGGAAACUCACCGUCAAUUCCGCAGCGCCCAUGAGGGUCACCGUCCCCAUGCCGGUCUCGAUGCCUCUCGUGCCUCCACGGGUGUCGUCUGGUGUACAGAGCGCGCGAGCGAACACGGCUACGCAGAGGAUCCCUCGAGCUGGGCCAACCUUGGCCAGGGUGCCCCCGAAGCCGACGAUGAGAUCGAUGGCAGUUUCCCCCGUCCCACCAGCAUUCCCAUCACCUCCGCCGCUCGCGAGUACGGCCCGACCGCCGGUAUCAAGCCUCUGCGCGCCGCCGUCGCCCGCUUGUACAACGAACAUUACCGUCAGGGCAAGGAGAGCCAGUAUACCUGGGAGAAUGUCUGCAUUGUCCCCGGUGGUCGUGCUGGAUUGAUCCGUAUCGCUGCCAUCCUGGGCAACUCGUACCUGUCUUUCCCGAUUCCCGAUUACUCCGCCUACUCGGAGAUGUUGACAUUGUUUAAGAACAUUGCGCCCAUUCCCAUCCCUCUUGCCCAGGAUGACCACUACCACAUCCAUCCCGAUAAGAUCGCGGAGGAAAUCGCCCGCGGUACCUCUGUCCUGUUGACCUCCAACCCUCGUAACCCGACCGGCCACUUCGUCUCCCACGAGGAGCUCGCUCGCAUUCAGGAUAUCUGCAGAGAUCGCGCGACGCUGAUUCUCGACGAGUUCUACGGUGGUUACAACUAUACCACCGACUGUGACGGAUCCACCAUCAGCGGUGCUGAGCACGUGGUGGAUGUCAACCAAGAUGAUGUCUUGUUGAUUGACGGUCUCACGAAGCGUUUCCGUCUCCCGGGAUGGCGUAUCGCCUGGGUUGUCGGUCCCAAGGAGUUCGUUGAUGCCCUGGGUUCUGCUGGCUCGUACCUGGACGGUGGCGCCAACGUGCCCUUCCAGGAGGCCGCCAUCCCUAUGCUUGAGCCUUCCCUCGUGAGAGCUGAGAUGAAGGCGUUGCAGACUCACUUCCGUGAGAAGAGAGACUUUGUUCUUCAACGCCUGCACGAGAUCGGUUUCCGCGUAAAGGAUGUCCCGCAGGCCACCUUCUACAUCUGGCUUGAUCUCACCUCUCUGGAGCCUCCCCUCCCUAAGGAGGCUAACAUUUCCGACGGAUUGAACUUCUUCAACGCGCUCUUGACCGAGAAGGUCAUUGUGGUGCCGGGUAUCUUCUUCGAUUUGAACCCCGCUAAGAGACGUGAUCUCUUCGACAGUCCUUGCCACCACUUCGUUCGUCUGAGCUACGGGCCUAAGAUGGAUGUCCUGAAGAUGGGUCUGGACGGUAUCGAGAGGGUGAUCCGCCGCGCUCGCGCCCAGUUCGAGCCCAAGCCGGAGGAUGAGGUUGCCAGCGGCGCAGAGGUUGACGAUGUGCAAUAUGAUGUGUGUGCGAUUAUGGCCCUCAACCUCCAGCGCUUUCUUAACUUGACAUUCUUUACCUUUCUUUCGGUGGUCCUCUUCCUCCUCAUUAUCCUUACCCCGGCCGACGCGAUCUACCAGUGCUACAUCACCCGACGCCUCACGAACAUCUUCAUUAUCACGGGCGGCUACGUGGUCACCUUCAUUCUCACAAUCCUCAUCUAUGCAACACGCCUGUACACCAACCGUACCGUUCUCUCUGGAAUCCCCAAGGCUUGGAUCCCCGUGGAGAAGGAAGAUGUGGGCAAGAGCGUGCGACGACUGGUGAAGGAAGGGCUGGCCCACAGCGCGAUCAUUGCCUACCAAGCCCGCCCGCGCGACCUCGCUGCCGACGGGGAUAGCUUUGCCAACUACGAGUCGCUGCUGAUCGACCGCGAGCACCCGCCCUGGGGCCAGAUCGAGCAUCCCGGGUGGUCCUCUCCUUCAUGCGCGGACUUACCGGAUCUCCCGUACCGGACCGUGAUCCAAGAACUGCCUCAUCUGAUUGAGGCCAAAGCCGUUUCCCUCGCGCCUCCCGAUCCGAUCUUCGCGGGGGUGCAUCGGUCGCUUCGCGCGCCGUUCUCUGAUACCGACGAGUCGUUCCCAGAUACCCGGGUGGUGGAAGUGCUACGGCGGCCGGUCUCGAUGGGCCUGCGCGAAUACCUGCAGCAUCUCGCUGGCCUGGAUGUUAUCCAUCCGCCGGAGGUGGGCGCGGAGUUCAUCGCGCUCUACGAACGGGCGCGCUUCUCGUCGCGGGAUCUACAUGAGGACCAAUUCAGGGAGUUGAUGCAUGUCUUUGCGGAGCUGUUGCGAGGGAUGAAGGGGCUGGAUCCGCAGGUGCUGGCUGAGCUGCAGGAUGGCAGGAGCAGUCAUACGGAGAGUGAGUCCGUCAUCGGGCCUUCAGACGAGGAAGGCGAGACGGAGACCAUAGACUCAUUCCAGGACAGCGAUGCACUCUCCCGGGGCCGCAGUAAUAGCCUCCGGCCUUCGAACGCGUCGUCCUCUUGGGAUGCCCAUUCCGCUAGACACGGUCGCUGGUCGCCGGUUUGGUCGAGACGGUCGGAUGCGCACCAUCGCGCAGUGGAGCCGCCCCGGACGCCGUCCAUGCGCUCCCUUCGCCGACUACCAUCUAAUGUGUCGGGGAGCUCGGGCGGCAGCGUCAUUCAUUUGGUGGAAGCGCGGGGACCGACGGAUCUACCGUAUGCUUUCAAUUUUGGGGGGAGCGUCGAACGCCUUUAAUCCCGAGGUACGAAUGUGCUAGUUUUAAUGUGAUAAUUAAGUCCGAU